Molecule: messenger RNA, 120 nt
Organism: Heterobasidion irregulare TC 32-1
Lineage: Eukaryota; Fungi; Basidiomycota; Agaricomycetes; Russulales; Bondarzewiaceae
Gene: phl1
Product: pheromone-like peptide
Exons: 1
Coding region: 1-120 (39 amino acids)
Source: RefSeq, a predicted model, not a curated record
AUGGAUUCUUUCAUCACCGCAUUCUUCACCAACACCCCAGUCGAGGUCGAGCCUGCCAGCACGACCCCCAUCGAUUCUGAUAACGGGAAUAGCGGCGGUUCCUACUGCGUCGUUGCUUGA